AUGUCUUCGACAACAACUGCAAAGCCUGAUUUUGUACCAAUACCAUCAUAUAUUGCAUUAGCAUUUAUCGGUGCUGUAGUACUUGUCGGUUUCGUUGCACGAUGUCUUGCAGUAAAUCAUUCGACUAUUGGAGCACAUAAUCAAGAUUUAAUGAUAUAUCAACCAGCACCAAAACCAGUGCAAGCACCAAGAGUUAGACGUUCAUCAAUAGAACAAAUAUCGGAGCCUAAUAGUGGUGUUCUAAAUCCAAGAUCAUCAUCAGACGAUCCUGUAACACCAGUUCGAGUUCAACGCGGACCAAGAAACCUUUAA
This is a messenger RNA of Adineta steineri, 312 nucleotides long. Lineage: Eukaryota; Metazoa; Rotifera; Eurotatoria; Adinetida; Adinetidae. The record is from the annotation of a GenBank genome assembly.